Triticum dicoccoides is the source of this 1565-nucleotide messenger RNA. Its product is annotated as probable homogentisate phytyltransferase 2, chloroplastic. The record is from RefSeq and is a predicted model, not a curated record. Gene Ontology annotation, molecular function: prenyltransferase activity. NCBI's taxonomy places the organism in Eukaryota, Viridiplantae, Streptophyta, Magnoliopsida, Poales, Poaceae. The transcript has 11 exons. Gene Ontology annotation, cellular component: membrane. The coding region runs from base 19 to 1170 and encodes 383 amino acids.
GUACUCCCCUCCCCACCCAUGGCUUCCCUCGCCUCCCCUCCCGUCCCCUCCCACGCGCCCACCACCGCCGCUCGCUUCCUCCCCGCCCCGGCCGGCCGCGGCAGGCGCCCGUCGCCGCCGGCCGCUUCACCUAUCUUCUCCUCUGCUUCCACCCGAUUCACUCUGUCCCCGCGCGCCCCCUGCGGCGCCGCCCGACCGCGCCGGCGCGACGCCGUGCGGGCAUGCUCUCAAGCUGGUGCAGCUGGGCCAGCUCCACUGUCGAAGACACUAUCAGACCUAAAGGAUUCCUGCUGGAGAUUUUUAAGGCCACACACAAUUCGUGGAACUGCUUUGGGAUCCACAGCCUUGGUUGCUAGAGCAUUAUUAGAGAAUCCCCAAUUGAUCGAUUGGCGCUUGGUAUUCAAAGCACUCUAUGGGCUUGUAGCUUUGAUCUGCGGCAACGGUUACAUUGUUGGGAUUAAUCAGAUCUAUGACAUUGGAAUUGACAAGGUGAACAAACCAUAUUUACCUAUUGCUGCUGGUGAUCUCUCUGUUCAGUCAGCAUGGUUACUGGUCGUAGCAUUCGCAGUGGUGGGCUUCUCAAUUGUCGUUUCAAACUUUGGACCUUUCAUCACCUCUCUUUACUGCCUUGGUCUAUUUCUUGGCACUAUAUAUUCUGUUCCUCCAUUCAGACUGAAGAGAUAUCCAGUUGCUGCUUUUCUUAUCAUUGCAACGGUUCGCGGAUUCCUUCUCAACUUUGGCGUGUACUAUGCUACUAGAGCUGCAUUAGGUCUUGCAUUCCAGUGGAGCUCGCCUGUUGCUUUUAUUACAUGCUUUGUGACAGUAUUUGCUCUGGUCAUUGCUAUAACCAAAGAUCUUCCGGAUGUUGAAGGAGACCGCAAAUUCCAAAUAUCAACUUUGGCGACAAAGCUUGGUGUCAGAAAUAUUGCCUUCCUUGGCUCUGGUUUAUUGUUGGCAAAUUAUGUUGCUGCUAUUGUAGUACCUUUUCUUAUUCCUCAGGCUUUCAGGAGCUUUGUAAUGGUGCCUUUUCAUGCUGCUCUUGCAGUUGCUUUAAUUUUUCAGACAUGGGUUCUGGAGCAAGCAAAGUAUAGUAAGGAUGCUAUUUCACAGUACUACCGGUUCAUCUGGAACCUCUUCUACGCCGAAUACAUCUUCUUCCCGUUGUUAUAGAGAUAUGGCGUCUGACAUGGGCUACACUAUCGGAGCACGCACCGAAGCAGGGACUUGUUGGGGGCAGCAGAAGAGAAACCCUUUGUGGCCCAUAAAGCGUGAGCAAUUUUUUUAUGUACAUACUGUUUGACUGGUAGGGGAAUAGAGCAGCGAUGCGACGAGGAUCUUGACGAUGCUGUGGGAGUUCCCAUUGGGUCCUAGCGUUGAGCAGAUAAUGUAUUUACCCAGUAGAAAAUGACCUGGUUGUUUCUGCCAAACAAAGAGGAAAAUAUAUGAAAGGGAAAAGUAUCGGGCCUUGUUUUGGAGGGUUUGGGCAUAUUUCUUCGCUGGCAUGUUUCAGCAAAUUGUGUACAAACUGCACUGAAACGGGAAGAAACUGCAAAUCUAUCUGACAA